AUGCUAGGACCACCUAGCUCUGGGAAGACGGCAUUGACAAAGCAUACCACGUCUCAACUACAAUCUGAUGGAACCCCGGAGUUCCAUCCGCUAACCAUCGAUCUCAGGGUAGUGGAUACUUCUACGGAGGGGGCCUUCCUCGACGCCUUUUUGGCCAAUGCGAAUAUAGCGGCGAAAACUUCCGAGGUGUGGACGGGCUUGAUGGACCAACUGACGGUUUCACUCGGACCCUUAUCUGUUAAGUUUGGUAAAAAGAAACCUUCUGCGACAUCGGCAGCGACCGUUUUCAAGGCACUGGGGGACAGCUUGAAGCCAUGGAAUUUUUAUCACGGCACAAGACCUCCUGUAUUGGUCAUUGAUGAAGCAAAUUUUUUCAGGCACAUGAAUGACCCCGGGAAAUUUGCCUUCUUAAACUUCGCCGUUCAAGCUUCUAAACAAGACGAGAAGAUGCAUGUGAUUUUGACGUCAUCCGACUCGUUUUUCGAGAGUUGGCUAAGACAAUACAUUAAUCCUGCCCACUUUGAGACGAUCACCUUGGGGGACCUGCCCAUUCAGGAGGCACACACGUAUUUCCUCGAGAUGGUCGAAAACCAUCGAUAUCUUCAGGAAGAAGAUAAAAGUAUCCUAAGAUCCAUCAAUUUCGACAUCCCCUUUAAAAUGACUGGAGGGCGAAUGCAUUUUAUCGAUAAAUACAUCUCUCAAGUCUCUCGAUAUGGUUAUUUCGAUGAGCCUGCACGCUUCGAGCCCGUACGAAAUGCAUACAACGCAAUGGAAGGCAACUUUACCGGACAUCCCAAGACAUACGGCGCACAAGAAGCCCUCAAGGUCUCUAAGCUUCUGAUUCAAUCACCUGGCUACAUAUCCUACUCCAAGACUAUCGCACUGUUCAACGUGAACAUCGUCGAAGAGAUGAUUGAGCGCAAUUUGCUCCAUUACCGACCAGCGUCGGGGUUCUCUAGGGACUUAAUACCUUUGCCUUCCAAAUCGGUUCUAACUGCGCCAAGCGAACCCGCUCUACGCGCAAUGGAAGAGUUGGUUGCUGAGUACGAGAACCAUUCUACCUCAAAUGGUCAGGAAAAAGUUUAG
Messenger RNA from Puccinia triticina, 1086 nucleotides. RefSeq lists its product as uncharacterized. The transcript has 4 exons. The coding region runs from base 1 to 1086 and encodes 361 amino acids. The record is from RefSeq and is a predicted model, not a curated record. Lineage: Eukaryota; Fungi; Basidiomycota; Pucciniomycetes; Pucciniales; Pucciniaceae.